Messenger RNA from Calliphora vicina (urban bluebottle blowfly), 1377 nucleotides. Its product is annotated as peptidoglycan recognition protein-like. The transcript is spliced from 6 exons. The record is from RefSeq and is a predicted model, not a curated record. Gene Ontology annotation, biological process: peptidoglycan catabolic process. Bases 141 to 1103 code for a protein of 320 amino acids. Lineage: Eukaryota; Metazoa; Arthropoda; Insecta; Diptera; Calliphoridae. Gene Ontology annotation, molecular function: N-acetylmuramoyl-L-alanine amidase activity; zinc ion binding.
AAUAAAUAAAUAUUCUUUUGGGAAACCAAGAUGUGAUGAAAUUAUAAAUACAUGUACGGUAUAUCAAUAAUUAGUACAAUUGAUAUGGAAUAAUAUCCUAUAAUCAUAAAAAGACGGAAUAGAGGUACAAAUUUAUAUGGAUGUAUUUAUAUCCAAAGUGCAAACUAAAACUUAUUGCGUAUAAACUCCAAAGAAAGGCUUUCAAAAUGAUGGAACUGCUGAAAAAAAUGUCAACAAUGCAGGUUUCUAAAUCAAACAAUCCUGAAAAAUCUGCCAGUGAAAACCAAUGUGUAACUUCUGCAGGCGGUGUGAAGAGUAAAAUAGUACCAGAUUUAAACUCCAUACAGGAUACGUUACAUCAACUAUCAACAUCAGCCAUUAAAAGCAAUAUUACUAUAACUGAUUCGUCCAAUGUUCAUUUGGGCAAUAAAAUCAAUUAUGAUGGCAAUCUUUAUGUUAAUCUUGUCAACAAUAACAAUGAAAGCGGAAUAUCAUUAAUCCAGCAUGACAAUAAUAAUGGCGUAAUAAUUAAAACAGCAUCAAAUGUUUACAUCUCAGAUUUUCCUAUAAUUCCGCGUAGUUUUUGGUCAAUUAAAAAACCCAAACAAGAAUAUGAUAAAAUUGAAGAACCCGUUAAAUUAGUUAUAAUUUCUCACACAGCCACCACCAGUUCUACUGAUCAAUCUAAAAAUAUUCAAUUAAUAAGAGAUAUACAGGCCUUUCAUGUCGACACACAUAAUUGGAAUGAAAUAGGCUAUAAUUUUCUAAUUGGCUGUGAUGGUACAAUAUACGAAGGACGAGGUUGGGGCAUUGAAGGUGCACACACAUUCGGCUAUAACAACCGAUCGCUUGGUGUUACAUUUAUCGGUUGUUUCAUUAAUAGGAAGCCCUCCGAGCAAGCACUAAAUGCCUGUAAAAAUUUACUUGAAAGGGGCAUUUAUGAAGGACAUUUAGCCAAAAAUUAUAAGUUAUUAGGUCAUCGCCAAUGUUCGGAAACAGAAAGCCCCGGUACUAAAUUAUAUGAAGAAAUAACCACAUGGAAACAUUUUUAUAACAAAUCUGUUGACGAAGAUUUAAGAACAGACGAUGAAAGUGAAGAAUAAUGGGCCUUUUGAUGCAAUCGUAUUUAUGUGAAAUCACAUAAUAAUUAAGAAUUUAUUUACAUACAUAAUUUUCAAAUAUUUUAUUCUGUAGCAUCUGAAAUAUUUAUGAAAAUGUACAAAAAUGAAAUAGGAUGUUAUGCUCUCUGUAUUAUAUUUAAAAACCGAUCGAUUUUUUCUUUUAUUUCAAUUAUGUUGAUGUUUAGUUUAAGAACUUGUUAUUAAAAUAUAUGCAAUAAAAUUUUUUUUUUAAUUAAAAAAAAUUUUACACUACAAA